CUCUAAACAGCGACAUUCUGUCCCUCACUAUUAUUGCCUUUUCAUUGCUAGGAAUCGCAUGUUGACUAGAUGUGGCGAUCGAUCUUAUAUCACUAGCAUUGAAAGACUAAUUAUUUAGCUCUGCUUUGUUAACCCAUCCCUAACUCAUUCUUAACCAAUCCCUCCCUAUCUCUCUACUCAUCUGCGUCUCCAAAAAUACACUUACGAAUUCGCCUUAACACGAGUCCAAUGUCCGAGAACAUAGUUCCCCCAAAAGGAAAAUGGCCGGUUGAUCCCCAGGACGAUUUACACAUCUCAGAAGACCGUAUAUGGGUGGAUGGUUGUUUUGACUUCAGUCACCAUGGACAUGCGGGUGCCAUGCUACAGGCCCGUAGGCUAGGCAGAGAACUUUAUGUUGGUGUACACUCCGAUGAGGCCAUCCUAGAGAAUAAAGGCCCAACAGUGAUGAAAAUGGAGGAGAGAGUAGCUGCAGUGGAAGCAUGCCGAUGGGUAACUCGCUGCGUGCCCUCGGCUCCCUACGUGACUUUCCUGCCCUGGGUGUCACAUUAUGGAUGCAAGUAUGUCGUGCAUGGCGAUGACAUAACCUCUGACAGCAAUGGCGAUGACUGUUAUCGUUACGUGAAGGCUGCAGGCCGUUUCCGAGUGGUCAAGCGAACGCCGGGAAUAUCCACAACUGAUCUUGUAGGACGCAUGCUUCUCUGUACUAAAGGGCAUUUCGUCAGAAGUGUGAAGGAGACGAUUACUGGGAAAGAAGGCUCCGGUAGCGAGGAGGAACGCGCACAAUCUGGUGAGAAUCUGCUGCAGAGAAUUCGCGACUACGCAACCGAUGAGAGCGGUCUACAGCCAGGACCCUGUGUCUGGAUCUGGAAUGGUUCCACCUCAGCGAAGCUUGGAAAUACGAGUGAAGAGUCGGGAUCAUUUGAGCAGAUCGUCACAGGAAAGCUACCCAAGCCAGGACAACGUAUUGUGUAUGUUGACGGAGGCUUUGAUCUGUUUUCUUCCGGUCAUAUUGAAUUUUUGCGGCAGGUCAUUGAGUUAGAAAGACUUGAGGGCCACCGUCAGCAUUGGUAUGAUCCUGAGAUAAGGGAAAAGAGAAUUCAGGAAUAUGGUGAAGAUUACGAGCCGGCAUUUGUUGUUGCCGGCAUUCAUGAUGAUGACGUCAUAAACCAUUGGAAAGGGCUCAACUAUCCCAUCAUGAACAUCUUCGAGCGUGGGCUAUGUGUCCUUCAGUGUCGAUACGUCCAUGCCGUCGUCUUCUCUGCUCCCUUUUCCCCAAGCCAGUCGUAUUUGGAAGCAAUGCCUCUAGGUGCGCCAGAUGCAGUUUAUCAUGGCCCCACCACGUUCAUACCCCUCACCUACGAUCCUUAUGUCGCUCCGAAGAAGAUGGGUAUAUUCAAGGAAUCUCCGAGUCAUCCCUACCAGCAUGUCAAUGCUGGGGAAAUUGUCGACAGGAUUUUGAAGAGCAAAGAGGCGUACGAGGCGAGACAACGUGCCAAAGUUGAGAAAGGAAUUGUUGAGGAUUUAGCGAAAUCGAGGGAGGCAAGUAGGAUGUGAGCCGCGGGUGGCAUCCACCAAGGCUCAUCCCGGAUGGUGGAUCAAUGUCGAUAGUCGGACGAUGAGCAAUUAGAGAUGAGAAGAAUAUUGGACGUAGCUUUGAAGUCCCAACUUAGAGAUUGCUGGUUUGUUGUGAUGUUAUGCACAUAUCUGGAAACACAGGGGGAAUGUAUCAAAGGUACCUCCCCACGCUGCUGAACAGCCCUUCAGGGUUUCAACUUCUUGAAGAGAUUGUG
Molecule: messenger RNA, 1790 nt
Organism: Aspergillus aculeatinus CBS 121060
Lineage: Eukaryota; Fungi; Ascomycota; Eurotiomycetes; Eurotiales; Aspergillaceae
Product: ethanolamine-phosphate cytidylyltransferase
Exons: 4
Coding region: 229-1554 (441 amino acids)
Biological process (GO): phosphatidylethanolamine biosynthetic process
Cellular component (GO): cytoplasm
Molecular function (GO): ethanolamine-phosphate cytidylyltransferase activity
Source: RefSeq, a predicted model, not a curated record